This is a messenger RNA of Chinchilla lanigera (long-tailed chinchilla), 2477 nucleotides long. It is a transcript of the gene Dkk3, whose product is annotated as dickkopf WNT signaling pathway inhibitor 3. The record is from RefSeq and is a predicted model, not a curated record. NCBI's taxonomy places the organism in Eukaryota, Metazoa, Chordata, Mammalia, Rodentia, Chinchillidae. The coding region runs from base 215 to 1264 and encodes 349 amino acids. Gene Ontology annotation, cellular component: extracellular region. Gene Ontology annotation, molecular function: co-receptor binding; receptor antagonist activity. Gene Ontology annotation, biological process: negative regulation of canonical Wnt signaling pathway; multicellular organism development. The transcript is spliced from 8 exons.
CAGCGGCGGCAGCGCAGCCCGGCACCCGCCAAUCCAGCCCGCGGCGCAGCUCUAGGCAGUCGGGGUGGGUGAGGGGCGACGGCGGGGCGGGGAGCGCCCAGCUCAGCCUCGCUGGGUGGGUGCGGGGCAGGGUCGUGCACUAGUUUUCCACCGCGAGGAGCGGAGGCUGACCUGUGCCCUGCAUACUCCAGGCGGCGGCUGGCGCGGAGCGGAGAUGCAGCGGCUCGGACGCACCCUGCUGUGCCUGCUGCUGGCGGUCGCGGUCCCCACGGCCCCCGCGCCGGCUCCGACAGCGACGUCGGCUCCCGCGGAGCCAGGCCCGGCUCUCAGCUACCCGCAGGAGGAAGCCACCCUCAACGAGAUGUUCCGCGAGGUUGAGGAGCUGAUGGAGGACACGCAGUACAAGCUGCGCAGCGCGGUGGAGGAGAUGGAGGCAGAAGAAGCUGCUGCUAAAACAUCAGAAGUGAACUUGGCAAGCUUACCUGCCAUCUAUCACAAUGAGACCAACACAGAUGCCAAAGUGGAAAAUAAUACCAUCCACGUGCACCGAGAAAUUCACAAGAUAACCAACAACCAGACUGGACAGACGGUCUUUUCAGAGAUGGUUAUUAUGUCUGUAGGAGAUGAAGAAAGCCGAAGGAAGCACGAGUGCAUCAUUGAUGAGGACUGCGGCCCCUCCAGUUACUGCCAGUUCACCAGCUCCCAGAACACCUGCCAGCCGUGUCUGAACCAGCAGACGCUCUGCACCCAGGACAGAGAGUGCUGUGGAGACCAGCUGUGCGUCUGGGGUCGCUGCACCAAACAGGCCACCAGAGGUGGCAACGGGACCAUCUGUGAGAGCCAGAGGGACUGCCAGCCUGGGCUGUGCUGCACCUUAGAGAGAGGCCUGCUGUUCCCCGUGUGUAGUCGGCUGGCCCUGGAGGGUGAGCUCUGCCGUGACCUUGAUGCUCGGGUAGUGGACAUCAUCACCUGGGAGCUGGAGCCCAGCGGGCCUUUGGACCGGUGCCCGUGUGUUAGCGGCCUCUUCUGCCAGCCCCACAGCCACAACCACAUCCCGGUGUACACAUGCAAGCCGGCCUUCGACAGCAGCCGCGACCCCAACGGGGACAGCCUGUUGUCCAGGGAGGCUCCCACUGAGGACGAAGACGGCGGCUUCAUGGAGGGGGUGCGCCAGGAGCUGGAGGACCUGGAGCAGAGCCUGACCCAGGAGAUGGUGCUUGGGGAGCCUGCUGCCACCGAGCUGCUGGGCGGAGAGGAGAUGUAGAUCCAGACCAGGGCCAUGGGUAGACGUGCAGUAGAAGUAGCUAAUUUAUUUCCCCAGGUGUGGGCUGGCCAGGCUUUCCCCGUGUCCCCUUCCCAGUAAGUUUCCCCUUUGGGUUGACGAAACUAGGUGCUGUGCAUUUGUCCAGUUGCUCCAACCACACUCCAGGUGUCCUCAUUCUGGGCAAGGUGGGGUGGGCAGACUGGGGGUAGAACCCAGCUGCCCCAAAUCAUUGGCCCCUCUGCCCCUACAGGUUGACAUCAAUUUGAGAGUUGUUUGAGGGUGGGGGAUGGAAAAUGAGGUAGUGUCUGCCUAGGACAGGUUUGGGGAAAUGUGGAGAGGGGGCCCUGCUUUGCAAACAUCAACCUGGCAAAAAUGCAGUGCAAUUCUGUUUGUGCAGUUCUUCCCCUGGGCACAGGUGUCCGGUGCUUGCUCUGCUUUAUGCAUGCUCCUUUGUCAGCUGUUUUAUUCAGUUCCUACCUCGUGUUAGGAUAGAAUUUUCACACCCACCAUUGAGUCACUCUCAGCUGGGCAUGGGAGAGUGUGGAGGCUCAGAGACCACAAGCUACUUGCCCAAGUCACAUGGCAAGUGAAGACCAGACUGAGUUUCCCCCCUUGUGACUCCAAGCCCAGCAUUUUCCCAGUUAACCCACACCAGUGUCAGUGCCACCAACACAACCCCCCAGAGAGAUAAUAAUAAGAUCUGUGCCUAGAAAGAAGGUCAAAGUAGUUUCCACAACUCUGUUAGAAAGAGUGUAGGGUGGCCAUCAUUUUAGUGGAGACCAGUGGUACGGACACUGUCUCCCCUUGGUGUCUGCAUUAGUAACUUAGAAGGUACAUGAUUAGAGCGUAGAAUCUAAGCUAACCCGCUGAAGACAUACAUAGGUAAUUGAAAGGCCUAGAUUAGUAAUGAGAUUUGCAGAAUCACUUAGCAGCAACUGAAGACCAUUAUCAAGCACAGAGAGAAAAUCAAACCAGGCCAGACUCUAUGAAAUAUGGUUGUAAUAUCCAAACCGAGAACAUUGAACAUGAAUGUCAUCCCCAAAUGAUAUUUUCAGUUGCCAAGAACUGUUGCCAUCAUGUAUUUGUCCAGAGUUACUAAACUUUAAAGUCGUACAUGAUUGUCUCAGCAUGCUUUCUUUGGUUUUAAAUUAUGUAUAAACACAUAUGUUGCAUUUUGAAAUCAAGCAUAAAUCACUUUGACUACUCUUCUGUA